Molecule: messenger RNA, 4221 nt
Organism: Ostrinia furnacalis (Asian corn borer)
Lineage: Eukaryota; Metazoa; Arthropoda; Insecta; Lepidoptera; Crambidae
Product: focadhesin
Exons: 22
Coding region: 79-3747 (1222 amino acids)
Biological process (GO): regulation of post-transcriptional gene silencing
Source: RefSeq, a predicted model, not a curated record
UAGCGAAGUGCUCACACAUUUCUAAAUAAAAUCAAUAAUUACUGAAAAUUACUCUGAAAGUGUAGUUCCAAACUAUAAAUGGAUGAAAUAGAGUAUAAGCUUAACACCAACAAUAGCGUUUUGGUGGUGAACGCGGUUGAGAAGCUGAUAUCCUUGAUAAAAGCAAAGUUUAAACCGGCCGAUCGAAAGAAGUUUGUUUUGGAGAAUGAAGAGCUGAAGUUUUUGAGAGCAAAAUGUUCUGCAAGAGGUACAGUGGUCAGCCUGACGGCGUGUCAAGGGCUGCUGGCGCUGGUGGAGCUGGGAGUGCUGGAAAUUGGCCACACGAUGUCGACGAUUGUCACGUUGCUACCGACUGCUAGCAACUACUCAGCCAUAAUCUCGACCAUGGCUGGGCUGCUCAUCCUGGACCUGAAGUCCCGGCUGGUCCCGGGCCAGCCAUACAAGUGCCAGUUCUCCUUGAAGUCUCCGCAGCACCCAUUCAUCACAGUACUGGAAAAGAACAAAGGAGUUGAGGAUGAGAUCCUGACUCAGAUGCAUGCGUUGUGCACACAUCCUGAUUAUAUAGUGUCGUCCAACAGCCUGGAGCUGCUUCGUCCCGUGUUCCUGUGGCUGGCCAUCCAACCAGGACGCGGCGCCCGAGCCUGGCCGCUGCUGCUCGCGCUGCCGCCGUCCAGCGCGCACCUCAGCCUGCUUCUGUCCUGCCUGAGCUGCCAGCGGAUCUGCAGCCCCUUGUCUGUGGAGCGUGCGUACGACGCGUACGCAGCGGUGGCGGCGACGGCCAUCAACCGCUGCGACCGCGCGUACGUCGUGGCGCUGCUGCCGAUGCUCGCCAGGAUAUCCAAUGAGCUCAUCAAGCAUGGUCGCGACCCUCGGCCAUGCUACAGCCUGAUGGAGCGCUGCGUGGGCACAGAAGCCGCCGAGCUUCGCAACGUGGCCAGUCUGACGCUCAUGCUGCUAGCCGACAACCUGCCUCUCACCUCGGCACUGUAUCUACACGAGCUCUUCAACUUGUGCCUGAACAUAGCGAGCAAAUACAAAUGCUCCAGCAUUUCCCUCAGCGCAUUCGUGGCUCUCUCCCUCCAAUGGCUUCACAUGCCUUCCUACCUCACCUCCUCUGCCCUCAAAGUUGGCGCCAAAAUACUUGACCUCUACCAAUCCAACGACUUCGAAGACCGACUGGACAUGCCCAACUUGAGAACGAACAAAAUUUUCGAUGAAUUAAACAAUAUAGAUAGCAGACUGAACACGAUGUUUAAACUUACCGAAAUAUGGGAGAGGAUUAGAGAUAGCGAGGAUAGCUUGAAGAGUUGGCUGGAGGCUAUCGAGAGGGUGGAUGGAGCUAUGAAGUUGGAGAUGGUGGUGUUUCUGAUAGCAGUUGCUAUGGAGAGGAGAGAGGAGAAGUGGUAUGAAGAAGUGGUCGUGAGGGCAUUGCGCAUCGUCGUGGACACUGUAGACAUUAAGAAGGAGCUAUCGGUUCUCCUCUUACCAAUCCUCACGUACAAGAUAGCCCGCGACAAGUCGCCACUGGUCCGCAUGGAGUGCCUCAAAGCGCUGCCUCUUAUGGCCAGAACUAAAGAAAACGUGCCGAGCAUAGUCGCGGUAUUAACCAAGCUAAGGACUGGCAAGGGCGUGUCUACAUCGACUCUAAUCACGCUGUACGCGAGCCUUGUUGAGACACAGGUGCGCUGUUUCCCGUACCUGCAAGAGCUAUUAGCGGAGACGGCGGUGGGUCGCCCUGAUGAGCUGAAAUGGGAAAUGGACGUGGCCAAGGCUGCUGCCGUCAGCCGCAUUUGUGAGACCAGGCCAUCAACCCACGGCCUGGAAUUAGUCCCGACCAUUUCGUCAGUGCUCAACCGCUGCACAGACAAGGCGGGCUCGGCGUCGACGGCGCUGGUGCUGGGCGCGCUGGCGGCGCUGUGGCGCGGCGCCGCCGUGGCUCCCCCGGGCACGUGGCGCGCGCUCGAGCCCAAGCUGGCCAGGGACAACAGAGUUACGGUGCAAAUCAGCAUAUGCAAGCUACUCUCAGAAGUGCCUACCCUCCGCGUGGAUACGCCGGAAUACGACCGCCUCGUAUCGGACGCGGCUCGCAAACUGUGGAGCUACAUGGCGGAUUCCCAUCAACCUGCUGUGGUGGAAGCGGCUUGUGACGCGCUGGCUAACUAUAACGUGGAAGACUUUAAGCUGAAGGACAUUCCUGAGAUAUACAGGAGUACGGUGAAGUUACCAGCUUCGUACUGCAAGACGCCGGCCGACGCGGCGCGCAAACCUGAGGAUGUGCUCGACUACAUACCUUGUGAGGUGUGGCCAGAGGUCUUCAAAUACACGAACCAAGAAGCCUUAAGCGGGGUGGAUCGUCUCUGCACGGCGCUGGUAGCGCGCGAGGUUCGAGGGUUCCGUAGCGGCGCCUACCAGCCCGACGCGCGCACGGAACCCCAUAAUAUGAGCUACCUGCCGAAUACUAGCGUGUUGAGGGGACUCAUGGACUGCUUCAAGAAGCAGGUGACGUCACCGUCGUAUGACUACCCCGACGCGGUGCUCCUGGCAAUCCUUCGCACGCUCACGGCGGAGUAUAUUCGCCCUCUGCCUCCCGUGGACCUCUGUUUUGUUCACGAAGCUUUGCACAAAGGUAGCCAAUGGCGCAGUGGUGGACUGAAGCUGGCUGCCAGACAAGCACAAUCCGUGGGCUCCGCGCGCCGCCUGGCCGACAAUUGGCUGCAGAGCAUCGACCCGGAUCACAGCGAGGAGUCGGAGAUCCUGCUAAUGUUUUCUCUGCUCCCGAUCCUCUGCCGCGGCGUCCCGCCCAACACGCUCCGCCCAGCUUUAGAGCGCUGCCUGGCCGCCGCCGCCCGCCCUACCGACGUCCGCCCUACUGAUUCCGCCCGCCCUACGCUAUGCUACGAUUCCGCCCGCCCUACAGAGGCUGGCCAGCCGCCCUUGCUUACCAUACAGCUGGAGGGAAUCCGCGCUAGCUUGGAGUGCGAGAGGAUACACGACGCUAACAGGACUCUGCUGUCGCAAAUAAUUGAGAACUACUUCACUAUUAUAUCGGAUGAUCACGUGUCGUGGCCAGCCUACGUGCAGACCUGCCGUCACCUAUCCAGCAAGUACCUCGAGCGGAUGACGUCACCGUCCUCCUGGUGGGAGGUGACGGGCGAGGCGCUGCGUAAAGCGGCCGACGUCAGGGCUGCGGUGGCGGUCGCGGCCGUUACGGCGGGGGCGGAGGCGCCGCUGAAUUGGUUAAAUGAGAUCAUUGACGCGCAGGCCGGACACAUCGCUGACCAACAGUUCUCCCUGCAAUGCAUUUUAGCGCCACUGAAAGCCGUCAAGCCGGACGACCCGAAUACUAAGGAGUGGUUCCUGCAACUCAUGGCCAGAACACAAGUUGCUUUCAAAGAAACCGAGGAGCUAUCAGCGCAUCUAUACCUCUGCGACGUGUUCAUACUAAGCGCGGUGGUAUUCAGCGGCUGUGCAGCGCUGGCGAGGCAGCCGCUGACCAGCCGUCCAGCGCUGAGAGCGCUGCUGCCGUGCGCUGCAGCCGCUUUGAUGAGCAGGGAAGCGUGGCACGAUAGUACCGUACAGAUGCUGGAAUGGCUGAGCCACACGCGAGACUGCGUGCGCGACGAAGCCACCGCGCUAAGCUGCCAGCGAGCGAUGUUAGUACUGAGGGAUCAUGAUGCCUUCACCACGCAUAGGAUAUGGGCGAGACUGGAAAGCUAUUUUGGGAAACAGACGAACUUGGAAGACUGAAUUCGAAGCGGCAUAAAUGGCAAUUGAUUGCCACAACUCUAGGUAUUGUUUUGUUUUUGGAAAUUGUUAUUUUAUAAACAUUUAAUACGUCUUUUGUAAUUAUCGCAUAGAUAUUAAGAACAUUUAUAACGUGCCACGCUGAAUUACUUAAUAUGUGUUUGAUCUGUUUUUUUUGCAAUUUAUUAGCUGUUAUGAACAGUAAAUUUACUAUUUAUUAACGUUAUCUAUCUAUCUUUUGUUAUCUAUGAUCUGUCUACAUGUUUAUAUACCAAAUAAAACUAAGUUGUGACAAUUCUUCUUUUACAUUAAUUACUUCUUUUAUUUACUCUAGUCAAGAGUUACACACAUCCAUAUAAACAUUGGAUAUUAUAAAUAAAAUUAUGUAUACAAAUCUUGGAUCUUGAAUUCUAGUAAAUACUUUGACAAUAGAAUGGAUAUGGAACUACCAGAUAUCUUAGUUUACACCUAAUCCAA